AUGGAGCACGGUUUCCUGACCAACUCCAUAAAGUGGAUGCCGCGCGGCACUAUCAUGCUUUCCGGGCACGGGGCCGGCUACGAAGCGCGGCUUAGCGACGCCAAGGAGUUCAAGCAGCUGAAAACAGAGCAGCUUCAGCAGCUCAUCUCCGAGGCGGCGAAGGAACACCAGUACUAUGCCAUUCGCAUGUACAACCCAGAGAACCCCAAGAGAGUUCUGCAGGCCUCCAUUCCCGCGAAGCUCCUGGCGGAGCACUUCGAGGAUUGGCACGACAUCCUCGAGGUCUCUGUGAGCGACGCUGGCAUCCCAGUAGGCCUCUCAUACAGAGUACGCCACACUCUGGGCUUGAUGCUCUUCGACCAUACUCAGGUGCAUCUCUCGGAGCCUAGCCGGCUGGAGGGACCCAGGGUGCCGCCGCCUGUGAGGGAUGGCGAUGGCAACAUCAAGCCUGGUGGUGGGGAGCAGCAGCAGCCUUCCUUCCUGCGCAAGUACUGGUGGGUCAUCGCGAUCGCCGUCCUGCUCAUGUCCAGCAUGGGAGAUGACGGCUCUGGUGGCAAGGGCAAGGGUGGCGGUGGCGGCGGUGGCGGAGGCGGCGGCGGAGGUGGUGGUCGCCGUGGCUGA
Messenger RNA from Symbiodinium sp. CCMP2592, 621 nucleotides. The record is from the annotation of a GenBank genome assembly. Lineage: Eukaryota; Dinophyceae; Suessiales; Symbiodiniaceae.